AUGUCAAGAGUAGUUUCCCUGGUAAGUCAAGGCUAAUACCUGUGUUUUUUUUUUCUUCAAUUCUUUUACCAAAGUUUUCUAUUGGCCUAGAGAUCAUUUAGCCUGUAUAACAGGCGCUUUCUGAGCCAAGGGAGGCGAACGGGGCAGUUUGCGUCUCGCGCUCCGCGCAAAAUGCCGCGUUCGCCUCGCUUGGCUCGUAAAGCGCCUGUCAUGCAGGCUAGAGAUCAUUACGUCACCAUUAAGUAGAAAAAACGCCGUUAUUUUCGUGCGCAGUUUUGUCCGAGUCCCCAAAGGAGGCCUGAAACAACGGAUUCUAGAAAAGUGUCUUGUUAAAAACAUGCAAACCGACUGGAUGAUAAAACAACUAGAUUAAACACACGGUUGGCAAAAUAUCACAAUUUGUCAAUCUCUCGGUCAAAUUAUUUGUCUUUACUGGUAUAUAAAAGAUACUUUUUUCAGCCUCGCCCAUUAUCAUGGUGGUUGUAGUAGACAUAUUCUCUCCGCUGCCACCCUUUCGGUGGAGAGACGCGCCACUGUACUAAUAACGCGUCUACUAGAAUUCUCAAUUUAUAAAUCGACUUCUUAAAGCCUGACUUUGCUUUUUACCAGGACACUAAAGUACAGGUUCUCAUUGCAGAUACGUGGAUCAUUCAGGUAUGCUCGAUCGAUGUUUUUAUGUAUCCAUGUCACUUUCCCUGCAGACGCCUCACAUCCCGGCCCCUCUGCGCGCUUGUAGGUCUCUUAAGCUGACAAGUAUCGAGUUGAAUUUAGUCUGUGGAGAGCUCCUUCUAAGCCAAGAACUUUAAAGCUUAAGUCUACAACGCUGCUGUCGAUUUACUUAUCUUUUUUUUUUAUCAAAAAGCUUAUUCCAAGAGGUAUGUGGUCUCCUAACUUUCAUUGGUGGAGUAGUAAUUCAUUUUUUGUCACGUGACAAUACUAUUCAUCAGUUCAGGAUUUUAAUUGGUCUAUCUGAACGAGCUGAUAUUCUGUAGAGAUCCAACAUGAUCAAUCACAACCAAGAGAGGUUCAACUCUUCAUAAACCUCCUGUUGGAUCGCUUAAGCGUUUAAACUAGCGCUAAUGUGUGGUAAGAGAGGAUGAAGGACCUGCCAGUCUUGCGUGUGGCUAAGGACAAAUAUCUGAAUCUUAAGAUGUAUGUUCUCAUCACAGGUGUGGAAGAAUCCCUACUUGAGCUGGAAUGAAACCGAAUAUGACGGUAUACAUACACUGCACAUAUCACCUAAUGAGCUAUGGGUCCCGGAUGUUGUGCUUUAUAACAAGUAAGAACUACAUACGUCUCCUUUAUCAUUAGACCGCCAGCGGUCGCCCUUCUUUCCUCAGCCACGCACGGAGAGCGAAAAAGUAAAAUUAUGCAAAUUAAUGGUAAAAACGAGGAGAGAGGAGAGGUUGGGCCUCGGUCGAUUUUCCGCCCAGCUUGUUCCUUGGGGCUUCGCAGCCUGCGCCUCAUGUUGCUCUAGAUCUCAAAAAAAGUGAGAGACUGUUCACAGUCUACUUCAUCAUCGUUUCUCUGAUUCUCCCAACAUCUUCUCCUUUUCUUAUUUCUCAGCGCAGACGAGGACGUGACUCUUGCAGGCUUCAAAGAGAAGUUCAAGACGUACGUGAUCGUGGACAGCAGUGGCGUGAAUAUGUGGAUGUCUCCGGCUUCUUUCAAAAGCUCCUGUGAUAUGGUGAUCAGAUUCUACCCCUUUGAUAGACAAACCUGUCAUCUGACUUUUGGUUCGUUGACAUUUGACAACAGGUUGCUUAAAAUGAUGAACAAGGACGACAGUCAUUCGACAUCAGGUUGGAAUGAAAAGAAACUUGUGUUGAUUUUGAUGUACAGAUAGAUGUUAGUGUACCCGGGGGGGUACUCCCUAAUAUGGGCUAUAUAGGUAUGUGCGGCCCCAGAGGGUAGGGUUUUUCAGCCGUUUUGGUCAUAAAUUGGGUAUCGAUUUUGGCUAUUUAACCGCCAUUUUGGUCAUAAAUAGGGUAACGAUUUUUGCACUGUAGUCUUGAAUGCACUUUUUUAGAAGAAGCUACUUCCUUAUCAUGUCCCCCUCCUUCCAUCCGCGCUGUGCCUUCCUCUCCACCGGCUGCUUUGUAGGCUAGAAAAUACAAGCAACAAGCAACAAAAGCCCUUCACAAAUUAUGUUCCAGGUCAUAAAUAGGCUAUCAAAUUUUUGGUUACGUCAUAAAUAGGGUAGGGAAAAUCGCAGAUUUUGGUCAUAAAUAGGGUAAGGGUUUUGGGAAGCGGGCCGCACACCCCUACCCAAUUUUUCUGCGAGUACCCCCGGGUUAGUGUACUAGCUUACUGGGCCCAGUUGUUCGAAAGGUAGAUAACGCUAACCACUGGAUAAUUACGCAAUUGAUUUCCUAAUACUUAUCCACUGGAUAGCGAUUCAUACGGUGGUUAACGCUAUCCAACGUUUGAACAACCGGUGCAAGACAUGUCAAUGUACUAGAUACUACUUACUAACUGUAGAACGUUUAUCAGAUAAACAGAGAGUUUAAUUGUAAAACCGUCAUUUAAGGUCCAUUUUAGGAAAUCUAAUGUGAGCAUUCCCAUCCCGUAUAACCCUCUCCCACAAAUAAAAAACAUGCCAUUAACAACUUGAUAACAAGGAAAGAGGUUGUUUCUUAGGGGCCGACCAUUUAACUCUUGAGGGGGGUGGCUGAUUUUGAAACAAAUUUCCUGCAAGCGCUUGUCGGAAGAAAAAAAUUGCAUGCAGCACAAAUGUGAUAGAAAGCUUAUGGGAAAAAAAGGGAAAAAAAGAUCCUGCCCACCAGAUUGCUAGAAAAAAAAUUCUUGAUGACCAGAAAUCACCCCCCCCCUCAAGAGUUAAAUGGUCGGCCCCUUAGUGGCCUGGAUCAAGUUCCUAGGUGUUUGGUGGGAAAUAAGGGUGAGAAAUCGGCGAACGAGGUGAGCUGGGCGAGGGCCUAGGAGGUGUCUAACUUCCACAAUUUCACCCCUUCCAUUUUUCCCCUCGCUGUCUCGCGAUUUUUUGCCCCCUUCCGCCAAACAGAGAGUCGUUCACAGGCUAUUUAUGUCACUUUUUUCUUUUCAGACAAGUUCGUUGAAAGCGGAGAUUGGAAAUUGGUACACUCAUCAAUCAAAACCGUUGACAAGACGUAUGAAUGCUGCAAACACCCCUACUCCGUCGUAACUUACACUCUCCACUUUGAACGGAAGUCACUUUAUCAUGUACUAUAUCAAAUACUGCCAUGUGUUGUUAUGGUUAUGCUGGUCGUUCUUAACUUCAUUAUUCCGCCUGACAGUGGAGAAAGAAUUAGUUUUUGCAUCACCAUUUUGCUUUCUAUGAGCGUUUACUUGCUCAUCUUGGCCAACUCUCUGCCUGAAACUUCCGACGAUGUUGCGAUGUUAGGAGUGUAUUAUAUGGUGACCAUAGUCCUAGUCGCCUUCAGCCUGGUCGGCACUGUUGUAGUGUUAAGAUGCCACUUUGCUGAAAGUAAACCCCCUAAAUGUCUCGUGAAGUUUGCCAAGAACAUCCUUAGACGGCAAGGGAAGAAACCGAGUGGUAAGACUGUGCACUUAGAGGUUUCAGAUAAGCCAGUGAUGCCACUGGUAGAAGGAAAACAUGCACUGGAAAUUAAGAAACCCAGUGACAACUCAUUGAGGGAUUCCGCGCUGGAACUUCAGGCCCAAGACAUAAAGGAAAACAAAGUACAAAACGAGUGGAAGAACUCAUGGAAAGAGAUCGCAGAGGCGACGGAUAGAAUCCUGCUGAUUAUUUUUGUCUUCACAACGGUUGCUGCUACAGUGACCAUCUGGAUCCAACGGCCGUGAUCCUUGCAACCGGAAUGUCUCAAUACGAAAUGUCGGAAGGAACUUUGAGACCACAGGAACUUCUUUUGCAAACUCCCACUCAGGAGCAUAUGACCAACAGGAGCCACUCCCAUACUAAGCUUAAAUGUAACAGUUUUAUCGCAGAC
Messenger RNA from Porites lobata, 3950 nucleotides. Lineage: Eukaryota; Metazoa; Cnidaria; Anthozoa; Scleractinia; Poritidae. The record is from the annotation of a GenBank genome assembly.